AUGAUUGGGACAAAGGGAUAUAUUCUUUUGGUAGCGUGCGCUGUUCUGUGUGGUGUAUUAAGUCACCCUGACCGUCCCGCCCUACCAGACAGCCCAGAGGCGCGUGAACUCUUCCGUUUGGCGGAACAAAAUAGAACCAAUGAUGGCUUUCUCACAGAGGCCGAAGUUGACGACAUAUUCACCGACUUUGAUCUAGAUAUGGACGGGGAUGUUAAUGAGGCAGAGUUCUUGCAGGUUUGGAAGGACAAACAUUUAGGGACACCGGAGAGUGGCAUGACGCUCUUCAGACACGCUGAUACAGAUCAGAACGAUGUUCUUUCACGAACACCAGACAUGAGCAGGGUGUUCUACUACUUCGACAGAAACCAGGAUUCCAGAGUAAGCCAAGCCGAAUUUGUAACAGUCUGGAUAGAAAUGUCCCUGUAAAGACAUCGCCAA
Molecule: messenger RNA, 438 nt
Organism: Ylistrum balloti
Lineage: Eukaryota; Metazoa; Mollusca; Bivalvia; Pectinida; Pectinidae
Exons: 4
Coding region: 1-426 (141 amino acids)
Molecular function (GO): calcium ion binding
Source: RefSeq, a predicted model, not a curated record